CCACCACCCACCCAUUCCAGUUGGAGCUAGAAUAAGAUCUUACAAAAUAAUUACACACCAAUUGGGUGGGAAUUUCUUGCUCCUUUUGCAAAUUAUUAUAAGCGCCGAAUCAUAAUCAUCUUCUAGAUUAAUUUCAGGAUAUAUCAUGUCUCAAGCUUAUAAUGAUGAUGCAAAGGUAGCCACGCACGACUCCGAAUCCGGCCGCGGGAUCGGAGGAUCCGACGAUAUGGAGCUUCGACGGAAGAAACGCAAGCAACUCUUGGUAUACAUCGCCGCGUUUGCCGUGUUUCAAACCGCCAUCAUAUUGUUCUUUGUCCUCGUGAUAAUGAAGGUCAGAACCCCUACAUUCGGAUUCGACGUGGCGCUGUUGAUGCCGUCCAACUCUCAAUUCGGGACGCGCCAGAACCCUUCAUUCGACUUGAAGAUGAAUGCCGUGCUAAGAAUCGAGAACCCUAAUUUCGGGAGCUACGAGUUUGAAAACAGUUCCGUUGUUUUCUACUACGAAGACGAGCCGGUCGGGGAAGUUGCGGUGGAGAAGACGGGAGUCGGGUGGCGUUCGACCAAGAGGGUGGAUGCUUCGUUGAGUUUGUCGUCCAAGGGUUUGCCCAACAACACUAAAUCCCAGCUGGGAAAUGAUCUUACUUCUGGGGUGUUGACGUUGAACACUAAAUCGAAACUGGAUGGGAAGGUGGACUUGGUCUUUAUUUUCAACAAGAAGAAAGCUAUAGACAUGGAUUGCGCCCUUACCAUUGGGGUGGCUGAUAAAGUCGUAAGACAAAUUAGCUGCAAAUGACAACAUUAGUUCCUUUUGUUUUUCCCCUACUAUACAUAGGGUCCAAUAAUAAUACUCCCUCCAUCCCAUAAUUAUUGUCCACUUUACUCAAAAAAUUUUGUCUCAAAAUUAUUAUCCAAUUUGACUUUUUAUGAAUCAAGUUACACAUUUGCCCUUAGUAAAAAAUAUUAUCCAUAAAAUCUUUGUGGUUAAAAAAUUACUUAUGUAGGGGUAUAUCUGGUUAUUCAAGGUAAAAUAUAGUUAAGUUUGACCAAAAAUAAAAUCUUUCAUUUUAGUAAAACUGGACAAUAAUUAUGGGACGGAGGGAGUAUAUGUUAUAGUUUCCCCCAAUCAAAUGGGAUGUUUUUUUGUUAAUUAUUAUGUUUAUUCAUUUCUAGUAAUCUAUAUUCUUUUGUGAUAGUUAGAUUGCUAGAGCCAGGAAUGAAGGAAUACACACGUUUGUUUUCCAUUGAUUUUCUUCCCCAUUAAUCGACUCUGAAAUUCGGAGACCUAUGUUUACGGUGGAUUGUCACCUUAAAUAAGUGAUCAUGUUUGACUGUCAC
Oldenlandia corymbosa var. corymbosa is the source of this 1335-nucleotide messenger RNA. The record is from the annotation of a GenBank genome assembly. Lineage: Eukaryota; Viridiplantae; Streptophyta; Magnoliopsida; Gentianales; Rubiaceae.